Messenger RNA from Penicillium soppii, 1353 nucleotides. RefSeq lists its product as uncharacterized. The transcript has a single exon. Lineage: Eukaryota; Fungi; Ascomycota; Eurotiomycetes; Eurotiales; Aspergillaceae. The record is from RefSeq and is a predicted model, not a curated record. Bases 1 to 1353 code for a protein of 450 amino acids.
AUGUGCUGCAACAAGCUGUUUCACUUAUGUUUCUUUCUAUCCACAGCAUUUAGCAGUCCAGUGCUAUAUGAAAGAGAUGUCCAAGAUGCUCCAGAACUAUUCACCAAGCUGCUUGAAACAGCUACAGGCUUCGCCUACGCGGGCAGAGGCCUAAAACAACAACUAUCCCAACUCGCAGACCGAAUAUCAGAGAUCACAACCGGAAAAGUCACUCCAAUCCAAACUGUUCAAGAAGGUCUUUUAGCACUUUCCGCAAUUCCAACGAGCGCCACAGUCCUCCAAAGAGCCAUCUCAAUAGUAUCCGCCGGCUUAGUCCCACCCAACAUCCUCGACAUUCUGAAUGGGAUCAAAAACAACUCAAUAAACUCACACAGUAACAAUAAUACCGAGCCCCCAGUCAAUAUAUACCCCAAAUCUCCCACCGAUGCCCCUUACGACAUCCUAGAAUCCGACCUCCUCAGCUCAAUCUUUAUCCCACAGUCCUUCACCUGCACCAAAAUUUCCAUCCUCCUAAUCCCCGGUACCGCCGAUCCAGCCGGCAGCACCUUCUACUUCAGCUACGGCAAGCUAUUUGAAACUAAUUCCACGAGCCCAGUAUGGGUCAAUAUCCCUGGCAACUCAUUAUCCGACAUUCAAGACAACGCCGAAUACGUAGCCUACGCGAUAAACUACAUAUCCGCACUCUGCAGCCGCCCAAUCGGGGUUCUAUCCUGGUCACAGGGCAGUCUCGACGUUCAAUGGGCACUGAAAUACUGGCCCUCGACGCGAACCUCAGUAUCUGAUUUUAUGGCCGUCAGUCCAGACUUCCACGGGACGCUACUUCAAACGCUUUGCAUGCUCGAUGAGCCGCUUUGCACACCUUCUAUUCAGCAGCAGGGGUAUGAGUCCGCAUUCAUUCAUGCGCUGAGAGAGGAAGAUGGGGAUUCGGCGUAUGUGCCGACGACGAACGUAUAUUCCGGUGUUGAUUUCGUGGUACAGCCUCAGAGUGGAGAUAAUGCGUCUGGGGCAUUGAAAGAUGUGCGUGGCGUUGGUGCUUCGAAUACGCAGAUUCAAGUUGCUUGUGCUGGGAGGCCGGCUGGGGGUUUUUAUUCGCAUUCUGCGAUGCUGGUGAAUCCUUUGACUUAUGCGCUUUUUGUGGAUGCUUUAAGUUAUGAGGGGCCUGGGAGAAUGGAGAGAGUUACUAUGGGGGUUUGUAAGGACUCCUUGGCGCCUGGGCUGAGGGUUAGUGACUUUCUGGGAACGGAGGCAGUUGCGGAUGUCUUGGGGCCGAUUGAUGUUUUGUUAUAUAGGGGUCAAGGGGGUGGUCAAGAGCCGAAACUCAAGGACUAUGUCUAUAAAAAGGCAAGAAAGUGA